CAUGUGAGGUGUACGUGUUGUUGCUCUCUCCUCCCUUUCUAUUUCUUCCCCUCUUGGAUUUAAAAGACAAAUUAAUUGGAGAGAAAAACCAACACAAAACAAAAAAAAAAAAAAAAACACACAAAAAGGGAAUUAAGUUUUUGAUACAUAGAGAGAAAGAGAGAGAGAGAGAGGGGGAGUUUAGAGAGUACUGUUUUGGUGUAUUUAAGAGAGUAUACAUACGAAGUUAAUUAAGAUGGUGAGAGCUCCAUGCUGUGAGAAGAUGGGGGUGAAGAAGGGGCCAUGGACUCCCGAAGAAGAUCGAAUACUCGUAGAUUACAUACAAAGAUAUGGCCAUGGGAAUUGGCGCGCACUACCGAAACAAGCAGGUCUAUUGAGGUGCGGGAAGAGUUGCAGGCUCAGAUGGGCCAACUAUUUGCGACCGGAUAUAAAGCGAGGGAACUUCACGAAGGAGGAAGAGGAGAUGAUCUUCAAAUUGCAUGAGUUGCUUGGGAAUAGAUGGUCGGCGAUUGCUGCGAGGCUACCGGGUCGGACAGACAACGAGAUCAAGAACGUGUGGCACACAUACCUAAAGAAGCGCCUCAUGCCGAAUCAAACGGUGAAAGAGUCCAAGAAAAGGGCCAUUCACACUAGCGAGCCCAAGACCGAGUCCAAACCGAUCAUCCCCCGAUCCGACUCGGGCUUGGCCACAUCACCCGAGUAUUCGAUGAGUGGCUUCUCGUCCUCAGUUGCCGACGGUAAUUCAGCUGCCACAGUUGAAGAGAGCUUCUCUUCGGAAGAGUUCACAGAAAUUAUCGAUGAGCGCUUUUGGUCGGAAACACUUUCGAUGGAUGAUUGUUUUGCGACCACCAUGCAAUAUGGAGCUUCCGAAACCCCUUCGGGUGAUCAAAUCAACGAACCAUCGUUGAGUCCGCUCUCGUCGAAUAGUGAAGGGAUGGAGUUUUGGUGGAGGGUCUUUAUGGAAGCUGGAGAGAUGAAGGAUUUGGCACUAAUCUAAUUAACUAAGCACAGGGAAAUGAAAAUUAACAUCACCAAUUAAUUAAUUUUCUGGAUAUACUCUUUUUUUUUUUUUGAAUAGUUCAUAUGUACACUGACCAAUGAGAAGUACUGGUGGAUUCAGAGUUUGAAAAAGUAACCUUGAAGGAUAACAGUGGGUUAAGAAAAAAUUGGAAUAGAGCUUUUUUGCUC
Ananas comosus (pineapple) is the source of this 1188-nucleotide messenger RNA. Its product is annotated as myb-related protein Myb4-like. The record is from RefSeq and is a predicted model, not a curated record. NCBI's taxonomy places the organism in Eukaryota, Viridiplantae, Streptophyta, Magnoliopsida, Poales, Bromeliaceae. The transcript is spliced from 3 exons. The coding region runs from base 236 to 997 and encodes 253 amino acids.